Oncorhynchus kisutch (coho salmon) is the source of this 1860-nucleotide messenger RNA. Its product is annotated as tetranectin. Lineage: Eukaryota; Metazoa; Chordata; Actinopteri; Salmoniformes; Salmonidae. The record is from RefSeq and is a predicted model, not a curated record. Gene Ontology annotation, biological process: ossification; bone mineralization. The coding region runs from base 806 to 1399 and encodes 197 amino acids. The transcript has 7 exons.
CCUCACGAUGAGGCCUGCUGCUGAGGAGAGAGCGAGUGAAAUGAACCUUGGCCUACCUAGGCUGCUGUUGAUUGCGAAUAUAUAGGCCUUUUUCAUUUAAGUAAAACCAAAGUUACAGGUGAACGAGUAUAGUGAAAAGAAGCAGACAUGGGGAAUGUCAUCCGUGGGGACAAGUUUUAAUAUUGUAGUGGACAAAGAUGAGAAGAACGUUGUCACGGCCAAAUGGACUGUUUGCAUCUCGCUAUUCAGCAUUGAUGCAAUUUUCAAACUUUAAAGAGAAGGUGUGUUCAGUGGCCAGCCUGAUCAUCUCUGUCACACACAAGGGGACGGUCAACUGCGUCAGGAAGGUGGGAGGCAGCCUGGACCCAGAGAGCAUCUUUGAGAUGACAGAGACAGGGAAACGGGUAGGGAAAGCCCUCAUGGAGCUUCUCCAGAAGGAGAGUCUGGGAAAGAAGAGAGAAAAUUCAUCAGAGGAGCAUAAAGUGCACAUCCAAAAGAGCAGAUGUGAGACAGGAGCAUUUCCACUGCCUAAGAACCAUGGCCUGGAGCAUAUGAUCUACUUUGCCAAAGAGGAGACCGGUCCAAAGAAACAUUACAGGGUGGGACCACUGGGACAUCCAGAAAUCAGAUAAGGAUGUCACAGUGCAUGUGAUGUCUGGGACUGAGAGAGUAUCAGGUUCUGAGGUUGGACAGCUCCAGCUCCAGGCAGCAGUUUUCAAUUACAGUUUUUUCCUUUUGUGGAGGACUUGAGGACAUAAAUUGCUAGGCUCCACAUUGAAGCAGUCAUUCAACAACAGACCUAACCAUGGAGUUCAGAAGAACCUGUUUGGUUUUUGGAAUACUCCUCUUGGUGAACUGCUCAUUCCAGCAGGCUUUCCCUACGAAGAAAAUGGUUAAAAAGGAUGAAGGCAAAGGCGCAGCCAUAGAGGAGCUGCAGAAGCAGAUCAAUGACAUUGUUCAGGAUCUAAAUAUUAUGAAGGAGCAACAGGCUUUGCAGUCAGUUUGUUUGAAAGGGGUCAAGGUUCAUGGCAAGUGUUUCCUGGCUGAGCCGCUGAAGAAAAGCUACCACACAGCCUUUGACGACUGCAUUGCCCUGGGGGGUGUACUUGGUACCCCCUUGUCCAAGGACCAGAACGACCAGCUCAGCGACUACGUCCACCAGAGCAUCGGCCCAGGCGAGCAGAUCUGGCUGGGCAUCAGCGACAUGGUGACUGAGGGCAACUGGAUGGAUCAGACGGGUAACAGCAUCCUCUACAAGAACUGGGACUCUGGUUCCAGAUCCCCAAAAACAGAUCGUUCCCAGAACUGUGUCAUCCUCUCGGAGGCCACUGGUGGGAAAUGGUUAGACAAGAACUGUCGUGAGGAGAAGGCCUCUGUCUGCGAGUUCAACAUAGUCUAAGGCACGCCAUUUGUUAGUUGCAUUUCCCAUGCUUGAAUUAUAUUUUUUGUUCGCUACCAUGUAUUCUUUUCUACAACGUACGCUUUGGUUUUAAAUUCAACCCCUGAAAAUGUAUAUUUUUUAACAUUUGGAACAAGUUACUGACACUUUUCUAGAGCUGAUAAGGUUAUCAAAAAUGUUGGAGAAUUCUUUGUAAAAAAAAAACAUGGUGGUUACUUGGACACAGAUUAAGGAUUAUCCAGGACUAGGAUUAAUCUGUGUCUGGCAAAACUGUCCCAAUGACAAUGACACAUUUUCAUGUGAAUUUGCACAAGUAUGAGAUCCUUACGUUACCAUAUAGAUUGCUUUCCUAUCUAAUUUACAAUUAUUUCAGAGUGCUAGCUUUUGAAUACUUGUUUGUUUUCAUCACAAGAUGUCUAGCCUGAACACAUAAAAUCUCAAUAAAAGUUAUGAAAUUAUAA